This is a messenger RNA of Westerdykella ornata, 465 nucleotides long. RefSeq lists its product as uncharacterized. The transcript is spliced from 6 exons. The coding region runs from base 1 to 465 and encodes 154 amino acids. The record is from RefSeq and is a predicted model, not a curated record. Lineage: Eukaryota; Fungi; Ascomycota; Dothideomycetes; Pleosporales; Sporormiaceae.
AUGUAUAAGCAACCAUUGACGAAACAACUUACGUCUCACCCUCUGGUGUUGCUUCAGCUAAACCCUUAUUACAAACUCGUGGCUCUGAAGUUCCCCAUUCCCCUUUCCGCAGCCUCGGCUGUUCCCGCUCGUGCGGCGCCAGUCAGAAACGAUAUGGCCGACGUCGCUACAGUGUUGACCGGCGUCGCAGACAAGAGAGACGAUACUAGCCUUCCGAAACGCGAAGAUGCCAGCGUAGGCGAUGUCGCUACGGUCUUGAUCGGUGUAGCUGAGAAGAGAGAUGAAAACCUCAACCGGGAUGAGUCUGGCGUGGUGGACGUUGGUACAGUUCUCAUCGGCGUUGCUGAAAAAAGAGAAGCUCACGAGACGCCUCAGAGCAGGAGUAAACGUGCUGUUCACGGUGCUUUUGCGAAAUUUGUUGAAGAGUCUAAGGCCGAGGCACACCCGCAAGACGUGUUUGCGUAG